Messenger RNA from Photinus pyralis (common eastern firefly), 1578 nucleotides. Its product is annotated as putative leucine-rich repeat-containing protein DDB_G0290503. The coding region runs from base 19 to 1491 and encodes 490 amino acids. The transcript is spliced from 3 exons. Lineage: Eukaryota; Metazoa; Arthropoda; Insecta; Coleoptera; Lampyridae. The record is from RefSeq and is a predicted model, not a curated record.
AGUAACAAUGAUCUUGUUAUGAAGUACAACAAUUUAAGAAAUCACAUUGGAGCAUUUCAACCGCUUGUACAUUCGAGAAAGGUUCGAAGAUUGAAAAGUGUGUUGGUUAAAUUGAAACUAAAUCUUAGAAAGAACAAAGCACUAACCAACGAACGUACAGAACAGCUUUCUGAAUUGCAGGCGAAAUGCGAAGUGCUUAUAUGUAAAUAUGAUGAUGUUACCUUGCAAAGCAGUGAGUUUCUAUCACAACGCGACGAACUGCAGAAAGACAAAGAUAAGCUGCUCAGUGCGCUAGAAUCCACACUAAUUGAGAAAGAAGAAUUAGAAAUUCGGUUAAACAAAAGAAAUCGGACAAUAUGCCAAUGUUGUCUGAAGUUAAACCGAGAAAUAAUGACGUUAAAAGGUAAUAUUCAGCACCUGCAUUUGCAGAAUGAAAUUAAUCUAUCUGAACAAGAAACUACUUUUUUGAAAAAAAUUGAACAAGAAACUAUUUUUUUGAAAAAAGAUUGCGUUGCAAUACAAACAAAAUUGAACGAAGCAAAUGGAAAUUUAAGAGUGACAACUGAACAACUAGAAUCUGAAAAGAUAGCAAAGGAUAAACUAUUAAAAAACAACGUUGAGCUACAAAACAAACUUCACUACCUAGAUUACAAAUAUAAGGGAACAAUUGAUAAAUUAGGAAAAGAUAAGUCCGCACUACAAAACGAUUUGAACGCGCUAGACCAAAAAUACGCCAAAUUGUCAGAAGACAAUUUAAAUUUGCAAAGUAAAAUUCUCGAAAUCGAAAUCAGAUAUUCAACUCAAGAGGAGACCUUGCAAACGACAAUGGCAGAAUUGAAAGAACAAUCCGACAUGGUACAACAACUUACCACCGAUUUAGAAGAGCAAAGCAUGCAAUUGGAACUAUUCCAAGAUAACAAUAUCUUGUGUAAGCAGAAAAUAGAAUCGUUUUGCGGAGAGAGAGAAAUAGUCGAGCAACAGUUGCAGAAGACUAUUAAACAUCUCAAAAGGUCGGAAUUAAAGUAUUUGUCUAUUCGGAAAUUGCUCGUCGACAUCGAGGCGUACGUGGCGGGCGAUUCGAGCGAAGAUAAUUCCGAAAUUUUUAACUUGAAAAUAUCGCUGAAGAACUGUCAGGAUGAGCUAUUUGAAGUGGAAGAUAAAUUAACCGAUUCGCUGAGCGCAGCGAAAUUUUUUGAUGAGCAAGUGACGCAUAUGAGUGAAAAUCACCAAAAAUUGAAUCGGUGUAUAAUAGUAUUAGUCACCACCUGGCGUGGUGUAUUAGAGAAGGUGAUGAACGUGCAAGUGCUUUUGGAUCAACUAGCGGCCGUUAACUUGAAAUCGUUCACCUCUUUGGAUAAGACCAUCUUUCAGUUACACGAGCAGACUUGUUUAACUAUCGAACUAUUGGGAACCUUGAAUACUUUCAAGCUGAAUGCAAAUGAUUCUGGGGAACUUCCGAUUUUACCGCAUCACAAGUGUCCUCAACUGUGAUAAAUCAUACCUGUGGACUACUGAAAAUUAUUUAGGUUAAAAAAUUUGUAUUAGAGAAUACAUUACACGUCUUAUUUUUUUGCAAUA